Molecule: messenger RNA, 2431 nt
Organism: Pieris napi
Lineage: Eukaryota; Metazoa; Arthropoda; Insecta; Lepidoptera; Pieridae
Product: L-threonine ammonia-lyase
Exons: 9
Coding region: 104-1438 (444 amino acids)
Biological process (GO): L-threonine catabolic process; L-serine catabolic process
Molecular function (GO): threonine deaminase activity; L-serine ammonia-lyase activity
Source: RefSeq, a predicted model, not a curated record
AUUCAGUUGUUAUAAGAAAACCGUACUGACCGGUCAUUUGAUAAAAUUUAUUCGAAAUUGUGUUUUAAUUUAGUAAAGCAGUAGCUUUAGGCAACAAUUAAAUAUGGAACGCUACGACUGUUUCCAACCUACGAUAGAGUAUGAUCCAAUGUGCGAUCAGGAUAAUCCUCAAAAAAUAUCCUUUGAGGAUGUAUCAGCGGCUGCAUUCAGAAUUCAAAGUGGGAUCGUUAAGACGCCGUGCGUGAAAUCUCACAUGUCAAACAUAUAUGGUAUGGACAUAUUCCUCAAAAAUGACUUUCUGCAGUACACUGGGAGCUUUAAAGAACGCGGUGCUCGUAACGCGUUGCUCUUACUUCCGCCGGAAGCCAAAAGUCGUGGUGUGAUAUCCGCUUCCCUUGGAAAUCACUCCCAAGGCUUAAGCUACCAUGCCCACCAGUUGAACAUACCCACCACCGUGGUGAUGCCAAACGUUGCGCCCAUUAUGAAGAUUGAGAAUUGUCGGUCGUACGGCGCGAAAGUAAUCGUACACGGCCAUGACAUGAAGGAAGCAAAAUACCACGCAAUGACGCUGGCAAAAGAGAAAGGGCUUACAUACAUUAAUGGAUAUGACCAUCCCCACAUUAUGGCUGGACAGGGGACAGUGGGGUUAGAAAUCCUUGAACAAGUCCCCGAUGUCGACGCCAUUUUGGUUCCCGUUGGGGGAGGAGGCUUACUGGCGGGAGUUGCUACUGCUGUCAAACAUCUUAAACCUCAUGUUCUUAUAUAUGGUGUGGAAACAGAAAAGUGCCCUAGUAUGGAGGAGGCGAUUCGUCAAGAAUCCCCAAAGUGUGUGGAGAUCCGAUCAACGCUGGCAGACGGUCUUGCCGUACCGACCGUUGGGUUUAACGCCUUUUUCACUGUCAAAUCACUUAUUGAUAAGAUGAUUACCGUGAACGAAGACUGGCUAGCCAGAGCCAUACUGCGGCUAGUGGAACAAGAGAAGUAUGUUGUUGAAGGUGGUGGUGCGGUCGGAGUAGCAGCCAUCAUGGCUGGUCUUGUACCAGACCUUGCCGGCAAGAAGGUGGUCUGCAUACUAUCAGGUGGUAACAUCGAUACAACAAUAUUAGGUCGUUGUUUGGAACGAGGUUUGGCAGCUGAGCAGCGGUUGGUAAAAUUCAAAGUGACUGUCAGUGAUCGACCGGGUGGAAUCGCAGAGCUUUGCAAGCUUUUAGCUUCUUUGGGAGUGUCAAUAAAGGACAUCAUGCAGGAACGCGCUUGGGUGUAUGGAGAUAUAUUUAGUGUUAGGGUAAAAGUAGUAUGUGAAACAAGAGGACCAGAUCACAUGGGACAACUGCGAACUGUGAUAAUGAACACAUACAAAGAGUGGUGUUUUGCGCAAGAAUUUGAAGGUCGUGAUCGAUGCGCAAGUACAGAUUCGCUAGAUGACGUUUCCCAUUAGGAACGUCUCCUAGUACCGUAGUAGUUUUGAGAACAUUUGAUAUUAUCAUAGCGGUCAUACACGUUAUAUAAAAUAAGAAAAACAUAAAUAUUUUGUUUCGGAAAAAGCCCGCAAUUAUUCGACCAGCCUUGUGAUUCUGUAACUCGCUUUUCGAACUCUAACAGCGGUUUUCGCAGCGGCGGUCGCGCUCAAAUCAGUCGUGAAGCAGUCAUUUUACGAUUUGGCAUUCUGAUAAACUACAAGCUCCCUCCGCUUGUCAAGACGUAAUGUGAAAUUGCUUAACAGAAUACCAUGAGAUUCCAAAAAUGAAGUGAGUGACGAAAGGAGCGUUGUUAGUGCGAGGUGAACUCACGGAUUAACAAAAUCGCACGGCAGUUCAUUAAAGUAAAAAAAAAAAUCUUGGCCUUUGAGUAAUCAAUUUAAAAUUUUUACUAUCUACUGGACUGUCAAUUAAAAAACCAACAACAUGUAGGUCGGGGCCUAAGAUUUCUGAAUCUAUUUCGUUAUCAUUUGAUUUUGUAAUAGGCCACAGUCUUCUGUGCCUAACACACCCCGUUGACUUUUUGGGUCUUAGGCAUGCCGGCUUCCUAACAUGGUCAUUCACAUUACCAACGAGUGUUAAAUGCGCACAUAGACAGCAAGACCGAGCACUGCCGAGGUUGGAACCUACGACCUCAGGGGUGAGAGUCAUUCAAUAAAGCCUCUCAGUGUUAAUAAUGUAUACAUGAUUCUCACCAAGCUCACAACCAAUUUUCAGCUCUAUUAUAAACUACUAAGGGUAAGUAUAUUUCUAUCUCUUAAGUCUUGAUCUUAAAAAAAAAAAUUAUUCAAGACUUAUUAAAUGAUCCGACGCAGGCGUCGAUCCAAAAAGUACGUUUGGAAAUUUAUCGUUUAAAAACGACCUAAUAGUAAUUAAUUGUACCACAAAAUAUUAUUUAGUAAUGUAUGCAAACAAUUUUAUCUGUGAUUUCAAAUAAAUUAAAUAAAUACAAA